Eutrema salsugineum is the source of this 1125-nucleotide messenger RNA. Its product is annotated as GDSL esterase/lipase At5g03980. Bases 1 to 1125 code for a protein of 374 amino acids. Gene Ontology annotation, molecular function: hydrolase activity, acting on ester bonds. The transcript has a single exon. NCBI's taxonomy places the organism in Eukaryota, Viridiplantae, Streptophyta, Magnoliopsida, Brassicales, Brassicaceae. The record is from RefSeq and is a predicted model, not a curated record.
AUGUCGACAACUACCAAAGCCUUAUCGCUUCUUCUUGUUCUUGUUCUUCUACUCUUCGUGUCCCUUGCUCACGCCACGACGGAUCCAUGUCCCAUCAACUCCAUCUACCAAUUCGGAGACUCCAUAGCCGACACCGGAAACCUAAUCCGCAACGGUCCCGUCGGAGCCAGAUCCCACGCCGCCAGUUUCCCAUACGGUCAAACAUACUUCCACCGAGCCACGGGUCGUUGCUCCAACGGUCAGCCCAUGAUCGAUUACUUGGCACGCAGGCUUCGUCUCCCACUCCUAAACCCUUACCUCCUCAAGGGCAACACAAACCCUUCUUCUUUCAAGAACGGCGUUAACUUCGCCGUCGCCGGAAGCACAGCACUCAACAGCUCCUUCUUCGCCGCGAGGAACCUCCACGUUCCGGCAACAAACACCCCUCUCUCCACUCAGCUCGCUUGGUUCAAGUCUCAUCUACGUUCCACGUGUCACGGCUCUUCUUCUUCGGAUUGCUUGAAGCAAUCUCUUUUCAUGGUCGGUGAGAUCGGAGGCAACGACUACAACUACGGUUUCUUCCAAGGAAAAUCCAUGGAAGAAAUCAGAAGCUACAUCCCUCACGUGGUUGGAGCCAUCGCAGCCGCGGCUAGAGACGUGAUCCGAGCCGGUGCGGUUAACGUGGUCAUCCCGGGAAACUUUCCGGUUGGAUGUUUUCCGAUUUACUUGACGUCUUUUCCCGUGAAGGAUCCAAAAGCAUACGACGACAAAGGUUGCUUGAAGCAUCUCAACGAGUUCGCAAUGGAUCACAACAACCAACUCCAAGAGGCUAUAGCUUCUUUAAAGAAAGAGUUUCCGGAUGUGGUUAUAGUCUACGGAGAUUACUACAAGGCGUUUCAGUCCGUUCUACGAAGCAGCAAAUCUGCGGGAUUCGACAAGAGUGUAGCCUUGAAAUCUUGCUGUGGGAUCGGAGGAGCUUACAACUACGACGGAAAGAGACAGUGCGGAGCAGCGGGAGUGCCGGUGUGUCAGAAUCCGGACAAGUUCAUAAGUUGGGACGGAGUGCACUUGACACAGAAGGCUUAUCGAUUCAUGUCUAAGUUCUUGAACAACAUCAUUCUUUCACAGAUCAAGUGUCUUAGCUAG